AUGUUCAAGGUCACACUUCAAGGUCACUCGUCGCACUUCAAGGUCACUCGAAAACUCAAGGUCACACUUCAAGGUCACUCGGAAAUUCAAUUUCACGUUUCAAGGUCACACUUUGAGGUCACGUUUCAAGGUUGGCACCGAAGGUCAGCUGUCAAGGUCGUUUGGCACCGAAGGUCGGCGCUCCCUUCUACAUCUCAAGGUCGUUCACUCCUACAAGGUCACACCCACUCAAGGUAG
Molecule: messenger RNA, 237 nt
Organism: Acanthoscelides obtectus
Lineage: Eukaryota; Metazoa; Arthropoda; Insecta; Coleoptera; Chrysomelidae
Source: the annotation of a GenBank genome assembly